Molecule: messenger RNA, 2031 nt
Organism: Penicillium diatomitis
Lineage: Eukaryota; Fungi; Ascomycota; Eurotiomycetes; Eurotiales; Aspergillaceae
Product: sigma-70 region 2 family protein
Exons: 1
Coding region: 1-2031 (676 amino acids)
Source: RefSeq, a predicted model, not a curated record
AUGGCGAUCACAAACACAGAUUCGGAUCAUCUCAAGACGGCGCAAGAGGCGCCCAGCGUACGAUGGGAGUUCAUCGACGCUUCAAAUAACAGCCGAAGCAAUCUCACUCGGGUCAAGCGUCAUGUCAUGCAAGAAUACAUGCGCCAAAAGAAGGGAGGCUCACGCAACAGCGAGAGUGAGGACGAGCAAAUUCACCCUGUCUCGCCAGCUCGUCGUUCAAAGAAGAGCCGCACCAGUACCAGGGGAACGACGCAACGGAAACCCAAGACUGAUCAACAAAAGGCUCAGCCGACAACUUCGAAAAAGAAGCGGAACAAAGCCGACACGAUAGACCACACCGAUUCGGCAGAGGAGGUGGAAGAAGUCUGUCGAAACUUGCCCGCCGAGUCUAUUCGGGCAUCAUCAUCAUCAUCAUCAUCAUCAUCGUCGUCAUCAUCAGCCAAUCCUGUUGAGGACGCUCUGUCUGUGUGUCUCCGAAAGUCAGUCUCUUCGUCGUAUGAGUCCGUCAAAUCCUCAGACGACCCGGCUGAAGUGCUUCUAUUUCCUCAAGAGAAUCACCCGCAAGACCCCUAUUGUUCACCAUCCUGGUCGUCUGCGUCCCCCACAUCGUCUUUUGGAUUCCCAAGGUCCCCACGAACCAUUCUCAGCGCGGCCCGGACAGACCCGUUCAAUUCACUCCCCGUCGAACUCGAUCUGGAGGGCCAACAGCUGUUUGAUUUCUAUGUCAACGAAAUGCCCGCUUGCUCUUACGGUUCCCAUUUUCGUUCGCCUAAAGCCCACAAUUGGUACACACGCGUCUUUGUGCCUGAGGCGAUGAAAGGUGCCGUGGCUUUCCAGAACACCAUCUUAGUUCAUGCAGCCAAUACCUGGGCUUGGGUCCGUAAUCUGACCGAAACCCCUCAUACCCUUCUUCACCGGGAUCGGGCGUUGUCCAUGUUGCGAGACCAUCUUACUAACAACCCACAUGACACCUCCGAUGUGGCGAUCGUCUCAUGUUUGAGCGCAGCCGCCCUCGAGGAUUUCGAUCCUCGGCCGGGUCACAAGGAGAUCAGUUGGAUGCAUAUGCGCGCGGCCCGAGAGAUGAUCAGGUCUCGAGGGGGCUCGGUUGCUUUUGAGAACACCCGGCUGGGAAUGUUGAUCAAUUGGCAAGAUUAUAUCUUGUCCGGCUACGAGACGCCCCCGCGCGGUAAUGGUUUCUUCUUUGAUCAGCAUCCGGCCCCCUCCCCAAUGUCAUCGAAACCCCGAAGCCUUUCAACUGAAUCAUCCUACAACAACCUUCACUCCCUGCCAUCUCCGCCCGAGUCCACCUCCUCGAUCUGCUCCGACCUCCCUGCCUGUGUCGAACCCAGCCAGGCCGCUGGAAUGAUGCAGGGUCCUUCCUCCGUCGACGAAAUUCGGCUCCAAUGCGAAGAAUUUCUCGACUUCCUCCGCCGCUGCGAACAGCUCACUCUUUACCAGCGUGAGAACCCCACAGCGUGUGACCUGUCCCGGCACACUGCCGUUCAAAGUACUUCCCUUUUACACCGAAUCCUCGUGGCCCCAUCCGGUGCUCGAUUCACAGCAUCCGGCGAUCGGAAGCAGAUGGUUGCUCGCAUGACUGCGCUCAUGAUGCUGAAUGCCGCGCUGUGGGACUAUCGGUAUUCUCCGGCUCAAACGAGGACUUUUCUUUGCACAUUAGAACAGGCCAUGACAGACAGUGAAGUCAGCAUUAGCGGAUCGGUCGAAGCAAUCCUGCAGAUUCUGCUUGAAUGUAACGACGGCCCACGGGGAACAUGCGCCGAUUCGAGUUCCGACUUUUCCCAGUACUCCGCUACAGCGACCUCGCCCUCUGCCCGUCCCUGGUUCGUUGGUCGAAUGUUGAAGAUUGUCAAACGAUUAAGCCCUGAUUCUUGGCAUCAAGUUAACAACUUUUUCUUCUCAUGCCUUGCAUUGCAAAUACGUGAGCUUGGAGUGUGUCUAUGGGAGCCUGAAUUGCGCCGUGAAAUUCUUGAAGCCCCAUUGACCAGCUACAUCAUGCCAGCACUCUAUUGA